Miscanthus lutarioriparius is the source of this 777-nucleotide messenger RNA. Lineage: Eukaryota; Viridiplantae; Streptophyta; Magnoliopsida; Poales; Poaceae. The record is from the annotation of a GenBank genome assembly.
AUGGAGUAUAUGUACCGGGAAUGUCCACCUAAUAUGCCAAUGCCAUAUCCAUCACGUGGGUUUAACUGCCAUGAUCCGGACUUCACAGAAAAUGCACAUCUCCUCCAUCAUGGUUGGCAACCUGCAGGGCAGCUGUUUGGGCAGCAAGUGCACAACAAAAGGAGAUGGUUACAACAGCAGGGCACUGGACUGUUUCCAUAUCAAGAUCACAGGCCAAGAGAUACUAUAUUUGUUCAUGGUGGAGAAGAGAUUCUAGUUAGUGAAGCUUUUAAUUCAGAAAGAUAUAGUAUUGCUGGAAGUUCAAAAUUGAGCAGUCAUGCUUUGGGUGCCAGGAGGGUCUCGUCUAGGUAUGAUGCUGGUCAUGAAGCAUAUGGUGUUGUUGGACUGCCCAGGCACAACGUUGACGGGCUGAUCCAAAUCGGUGGACAGCAGUUUAAGUGGGUGCCACUCAAGUCCAGAGAUUGCAAUCAAUCUGUGACAGGUUCAGAUGCGCUAGGGGCUAUUCAUGAUAUAAUUAAGUCUCUGGACACUUUUACUAUCCGCCAUAUAUCUAGAGAAGAAAAUUUUAGAGCUAAUCAUUUGGCCCAACAAGCAUCUGGUUUCCAGGUUACUAGUGGAAAGAUUUUAAUAAUAGAAAAACCAAUGCUAGCUGUAGUCGAAAGUGAGACCAAUCAUGUUGCUAGUUCGGUUUUGGGUCAAAUUGAGAGUUCUGGAGCUGAAAAGAUUAGUAGUUUUGGGGUGCAGGGUGCAUCAAGUGCUAGUUUAGUACAGCAGUAA